AUACUUUUCUUGCGAAUCAGUUUAACGGUUGUCGCUGUACAUGCACGAUUAAGGAAACGUAGACAUAUCCUCCCCAAAGAUCCUCGAGGUGUUGCAAAAAGACAGAAUAAAGAUUGCGGUACAUCGCGAGCUUACACUUUCAAUCACUGUAUACCUUGUAUACCUUGUACUUUUAUUACGCAAACUUUUCACGUAAACGAAGGAACAACAGACAAAGAUAUUUUAAUGAAGCCGUUGAAAUCCAAAGAUGAAGACGCAAAAACCGGAGAUUCAGGUCCAGCAGAUUUUGAACGGGCAAUCACAGCAACAGGCUAUGGAAAAUUUAAUUACUUGUUGCUACUGGCAGUACUCCCGGGUAGUUUCUCUAGCAUCUUCUCCUCAUCAGUGAUGUCCUACGUGCUACCGUCCGCUGAAUGUGAUCUCCAGCUAACCAUGUUUGACAAGGGACUAUUGAACUCAAUGACGUUCGCAGGAAUGAUUAGCACAGUAUUUUUCUGGGGUUGCAUGGCCGACACGUUCGGUCGUAAAAAACUAAUGUUUUACGGUUAUUUGAUUACUGGUUUGCUAAGUCUGGCGACGUGUUUUUCGCAUACCUCAUGGCUUUUAAUAACAUUCAAAUUUUUCGAUGGUGUCAUCAUAGCUGGCCCAUACGCAGCACUUAUGUCAUACUUGGCGGAGUUACAUGACGAAGUCCAUCGAUCGCGGUCGUACAUGUGGCUUGGCGUGUUCUUCUCACUUGGAAACAUUUCCCUGCCAUGUAUAGCAUGGCUCAUACUACCUCAAAACUGGGAUGUUACACUUUUUAAUCAAACAAUAGAAAUAAAUUCGUGGAGAGUGUUUCUAGCAAUCUGUUCAUUACCAGAAUUUCUAGCGUGCGCCGCUCUUUACGCUUUCCCAGAGAGUCCACGUUUUCUUAUCCUAAAAGGUCGAUACGAUGAAGCGUUGAAUGUCUUCAAAAAAAUCUACUCACUCAAUACUGGAAAAGAUCCUGACACAUAUCCGAUAAAAUCUCUCAAGAAUGAAUAUUCCGUCGAAUCUUCCGGAGAACGAAUACAGGACAAGAUGCGUAGCUGCUUAAAGCAGAUGAAACCUCUUUUCCUACCACCUAAUAUUUUCAAACUGAUACUUAUAUCGACGAUACAGCUGGGAGCAACGUUAGGAUCGAACUCACUGCGACUUUGGAUGCCACAGUUGUUUGCGAUGAUCGAGAGUUACAAGAAUACUGUCAUGAAGAAUGACAACCAUGUAUCUGGUCUGCAAUCCUCAUUUUGUUACAUGUUAGGUCAAGAAAAAUUGCAUCUUAAUUCUACUCGAUAUAUCAAUGAAACGAUUAACAAUGACGCAGUUGCAUGCGUUCCAAUGGAGAUGAAUUCUCAAGUCUUUAUUAAUUCUAUUGUUAUCGCCAUUACAAGCGUAAUCGGUUAUACUCUGGGUGGUACUCUGAUUACUGUAGUUGGGAAAAAGAAACUGAUGGCAAUUUGUUUCAUUGUCGCUGCUAUCUCUUGUGGUUCACUUUAUUGGGCUGAAGAUACCAACAGUAUUCUCGGACUAUCCUCAGUAUUUGUUGCUAUGUCGAGUAUAGGUGGUGCAACUGUUACUAAUAUUAUCGUUGACAAUUUUCCCACAUGUUUAAGAACUAUGGCAGUCAGCAUAACUAUGAUGAUGGGAAGAAUAGGCGCAGUAAUAGGCAAUUUAUUGUUUCCCAUUUUAUUUAAUUUAUCAUGUCUAGGACCAUUUAUUAUGAUCGGCUCGGCUUGCUUAGCAUGUGCAUUUUUGGUCGUUGUACUACCUCGCAAAAAAGAAGAUGUCGACAAAGCAAAGGAUAUUCCUUAAUUUUUCGAAGAUAUAUCCUGUAUUUAUCGAUGUAAAUAUUUUUUUGUUAUUAUAUAUUUUAACUAUCGAUAUUUAUUAUUUUUAUAUCUAUGCACAAUAUUUUCUGCCAUGUAAAUAAACGUGUCCAUAUAUG
Molecule: messenger RNA, 1966 nt
Organism: Camponotus floridanus (Florida carpenter ant)
Lineage: Eukaryota; Metazoa; Arthropoda; Insecta; Hymenoptera; Formicidae
Product: synaptic vesicle glycoprotein 2B
Exons: 12
Coding region: 226-1833 (535 amino acids)
Biological process (GO): transmembrane transport
Cellular component (GO): membrane
Molecular function (GO): transmembrane transporter activity
Source: RefSeq, a predicted model, not a curated record